Messenger RNA from Nerophis lumbriciformis (worm pipefish), 9506 nucleotides. RefSeq lists its product as uncharacterized. Gene Ontology annotation, molecular function: protein binding. Lineage: Eukaryota; Metazoa; Chordata; Actinopteri; Syngnathiformes; Syngnathidae. The record is from RefSeq and is a predicted model, not a curated record.
ACUUCGUUCAAACCUGUCCGCGUGCACGGCGGUCAAAGUCCGCCGUUACAUCAAAGUGCGCGCGCGCGCGCGUGCGCGAGAGUCCCGUCUGUUACGUCGCGCGUGUGUCCGCCCGGCACCACACACAGGCCCUUUUAAGGGGACGCGCAGACGUCUGGGACCCCCUCAGGACCUUCUUUGUGGGUUCUUUUCAGAACCUUGUCCGACCUCAGGACGAGUCCAAGAUGACGUCAGUGUGGAAAAGACUUCAGCGCGUCGGGAAAAAAGCCUCAAAGUUCCAGUUUGUGGCUUCUUACCAGGAAGUCGUCGUGGAGUGUAAGGAGAAAUGGCAACCAGACAAGCUGCGGGUGGUGUGGACCAGGAGGAACCGACGCAUGUGCACGAAGCUGCACAGUUGGCAGCCCGGCAUCAAGAACCCAUACCGAGGAACGGUUCUGUGGCAAGUCCCGGAGAACAUGGACAUCUCCGUCACACUUUUCAAGGAUGCCGGCGCCGACGUCUUCGAGGACAAGGAGUGGACCUUCGUCCUCGAGGGUGAGAGCAAAGGCCACCGCAAAGUCCUGGCGUCGGCCGGCGUCAACCUGAAGAACUUCGCCAGUCUCACGCCGACCCAGACGGACCUGAACCUGCGCCUGAAGCCGCUCUCCGUCAAGGUGGUGGAGGCGUCGCUCAGGUUGUCGCUGUCGUGCAUCUUUGUCCGCGAGGGCAAAGCCACAGACGAGGACAUGCAGAGCCUCGCCAGCCUGAUGAGCGUCAAACCCGACGUGGCCAACCUGGACGAUUUCAACGAGAGCGACGAGGACUGCGACGAAGCCAAGGCGGCGGUCGUUCCACGCACUCUCACCCGUCCCAAUCGCCCCGCCCCCCCUCCGCCUGAGCCCGCUGACACCUUGCCAGCGGCUGUCUCGUAUCAGCGGCGCCCCCCGGAGGACCAGACGUCACACGCCGCCAGCGCCGCGUCGGCCCAUGUUUUCGCAGCUCAAGUUGUCAAGUCCGACCCCCGCCCUCCGUCCCCCUCGCCCUUCAGCACCGAGGCGCCGACUGCCUCUCCCGUCGCUGGUGACGUCCUCCCGGUGCCCCUGUUGAGUCGCCCCGACCUCGACGCCCUCUGCGAGCCCGCCGCCCCGACUCUUCGCCCCGCCCUCCCGCGUUCCUCGCCGCCCCGCUCGUCCUCUCAGCUCAGGGCCCCGCCCACAGAGGCCACGCCCCCCCUCGACCAAGCCGGGAAGACCGCGGCACCUGUUGCCAAGGAAACCACGCCUGCCGAUGACAUCACAGCAUCCAACCCACCAAUCACAGCACAGCAUGGCAAGGUGGCAGGGGAGGGCAGUCCUGCCCCUCCCCAAUCUGAGACUAUAGUAGCCCCGCCUCCUCCGUGGCCCUUUUGCGAGAGCUCCGCCCCCCAGCCGCCCUCCUCCACUGCCAAGCAGUCAAAAGGAGGCACCAGCCUCCUCUCUCACCACCGAGGACAGGAGGACGAGCAAGAAGAGGAGAGGAAGCGACGUGAGCAGGAGAGGAGGAGGCUGGUGGAGGAGGAGAAGAGGAGACUCUUGAAGGAGCAGGAGGAGGCCAGGAAGCUGAAGGAGAGGAGGAGGCGCGAGCAAGACCGACUCCUGGAGGAAUGGAACAUCAUGCGAGAAGAGGAGGACAGGAGGAGGAGGAGCACGUUGGUGCAGAAAGAGAAGGAGCAGCAGAAAUGGAAAGACAAGGAGGAACGACAACAGGAGAGGUGGAGCAGAGAGGAAGAGAUGAAGGUGGUCCACGGAUUAAAGGAGGAGAAAGCGAGGAUGGAGGAGACAAGGAAAAAGGAGGAGGACGAGAGUAAUAAAAGGAAGGAAGAAGAUGCGAAGAGAAGGAGCGAGGAGGAGAGGAGAGAGAAAGAAGAAGAGGAGGAGAGACAAGAAGAAAGGAGGAGACACGAAGAGGAGGUGAGCAGGAGAAAGAGAGAGAAGGAACGAGAGGAGAUGGAGCAGAGGAGAAAAGAGGAGGAGGCGGGAAAGAGGGCAGAGGAAGUGUGGAAGAACAAAAAGGAGGAGGAGGAGAGAAAGAGGAAAGAUGAAGCAGAGCAGCAGAGAGUCGAGGAGGAAAAGAGGAGGCAGGAGAAAGACCGGCUGGAGGAGGAGAAGAAGAGGAAAAAGGAGGAGGAGGAGAGAAAUAAAAAAGAGGAAGAGGAGGGGAAGAAAAAGGAGGAAGAGAGAAAAAUUAAGGAGGAAAUAGAGAGGAAGGGGAAUGAGGAGGAGAGAAAGAAACUGGAAGAAGAGAAGAGGAGGAAGGAUGAGGAAAGAAGGAAGAAGCUAGAAGAGGAAAGAAAGAGGAAGGAGGGGGAGGAGAAGAGGAAAAAAGAGGAAGAAGAGAGAAAACAGAAGGAUGAGGUGGAGAGGAGGAAGAAGUUAGAAGAGGAAAAUGAGAAGAAGAAAAAGGAGGAAGAGGAGAGAAAGGAAAUGGAGGAAAAGAAGAGGCAGGAGAAAGACCGACUGGAGGAGGAGAAGAUGAAAAAGGAAGAAGAGAGAAAGAGGAAGGUGGAAGAUGAGAAGAGGAAGAAGGAGGAAAAGGAGAGAAAGAAGGUGGAAGAGGAUAGGAAGAAAAAGGAGGAAGAGAGAACAAUUAAGGAGAGGAAUGAGGAGGAGAGAAAGAAACAGGAAGAAGAGGGGAGGAGGAAGGAUGAGGAAAGAAGGAAGAAGCUAGAAGAGGAGAAAAAGAAAGAGGAGGUCAAGAAAAAGGAGGUAGAGGAAGGAAAGAGGAAGGAUGAUGAGAGAAAGAAAAAGGAAGAAGAGGAGGGAAAGAGGAAGGAGGAGGAGGAGAGGAAGAAACAAGAGGAAGAGGAGAAGAAGAAAAAAGAGGAAGAGAGAAAGAUUAAGGAGGAAAAGGAUAGGAAGAGGAAUGAGGAGGAGAGAAAGAAACAGGAAGAAGAGGAGAGGAGGAAGGAUGAGGAAAGAAGGAAAAAGCUAGAAGAGGAAAGAAAGAGGAAGGAGGAAGAGGAGAGAAAAAGGAAGGAUGAGGUGGAGAGGUGGAAGAAGCUAGAAGAGGAAAAAGAACAGAAGAAAAGGGAGGAAGAGGAGAGAAAGAAAAAUGAGGAAGAGAGAACGAGGAGGGAUGAGGUGGAGAGGAGGAAGAAGCUAGAAGAGGAAAAAGAACAAAAGGAAAAGUUGAGGAAGAAAAAGGAGGAAGAGGAGAGAAAGGAAAAGGAGGAAAAGAAGAGGCAGGAGAAAGCCCGGCUGGAGGAGGAGAAGAAGAUGAAAAAGGAGGAAGAAGAGAGAAAGAGGAAGGAGGAAGAUGAGACGAGGAACAAGGAGGAACAGGAGAGAAAGAAGGAGGUAGAGGAGAGAAAGAAAAAAGAGGAAGAGGAGAAGAAGAAAUAUGAGGAAGAGAGAAAGAUUAAGGAAGAAAAGGAGAGGAAGAGGAAUGAGGAGCAAAGAAAGAAACAGGAAGAAGAGGAGAGGAGGAAGGAUGAGGAAAGAAGGAAUAAGCUAGAAGAGGAGGUAAAGAAAAAGGAGGAAGAGGACAGAAAGAGGAAGGAUGAUGAGAGAAAGAGAGGGGAAGAGGAGAGGAAGAAAAAGGAAGAAGAGAGAAAGAUUAAGGAGGAAAAGAAGAGGAAUGAGGAGGAGAGAAAGAAACAGGAAGAAGAGGAGAUGAGGAAGGAUGAGGAAAAAAGGAAAAAGCUAGAAGAGGAGAAAAAGAAAGAAGAGGAGGUAAAGAAAAAGAAAGAAGAGGAACGAAAGAGGAAGGAUGAUGAGAGAAAGAAAACCGAGGAAGAGGAGAGGAAGAAAAAAGAGGAAGAGGAGAGGAAACGGAAUGAUGAGGUGGAGAGGUGGAAGAAGCUCGAGGAGGAAAAAGAACAGAAGGAAAAGGAGAGGAAGAAAAAGGAGGAAAGGAGGAAGAGAGAAGAAGAAGAGAUGGAGAAGGGAAGAAAGGAGGAGGUGAAAAGGAGAGAAGAAGACAUAAAGAGGCAGCAGGAGGAGAAGUGGAAAUGUCUCCAUCUGCUGGACAAAAGCUGCAUGACACCUUCAAGCCUCAGCCAAUCAGCAGAGAGCAAGUCACUCCAUCAGAGGCAAAGUGUUGAGGUCGAUGCCUUUGUCGAACAGCCAAUCAUAGCCAAGGCCCCGCCUCCCACCUUCCAAGGGGACUCCUCCCAGCUGGACCACAAGGCGCCACCAAAGACUGCAGAGGAGGGGGACAACCCGUGGAGGAUGGGGGAGGGGACAGCAAAGGGUGCGGGACAACGGAGGAAAGAGGAAGAGGAGGAGUCAGUAGGUAGAACUGCUGUCCGCCAUGGCGACCAUGAUGAAAGUGGCGUCGGGAUGGCCACCAUUUCCGAAGAAGAAGAAGAAAGUCCUGACGUCUGCCCUGUGGAGGAGGAGGAGCGUCUCCUAUUGGCUAAAAUCCACGUGAUGACCUUUGACACGUCCCCGGUCACCAGGAAGCGCCUCGUUCCUGCCCCAGGAGAGAUCCACCGUGACGUCCUGGAGGCGGAGUCAGACAUCCCGGCGAAUGGUGGCGAGGAGUCGCCAAAGCGGAGGCGAGAAGAGGACGUGUCACGUGACCAAUGGGGCGCCCCCCCUGAUGGCGUGUCACGUCAGUCUGGUAGCACACCAAUCAGAGAGGAGGCUGAUGGGAAGGACGACAACGGCGGCGAGGACCUGGUGACCCCCAGCCAGUUGCUGCUGAGGUGGUGUCAGGAGGUCACGGCCGACUACGCCGGGGUCAGGGUCACCAACUUCAGCACUUCCUGGAGGAACGGCUUGGCCUUCUGCGCCAUCCUGCACCACUUCCACCCCGACCUCAUAGAUUUUGAGCGUCUGAAGUCACAUGACAUCAAAAUGAACAACAAGAAGGCCUUUGACGCCUUGGAGUCUUUGGGCAUCUCUCGCCUGCUGGAGCCGUCAGACAUGGUCUUGCUGUCGGUUCCGGACCGCCUCAUCGUGAUGACGUACCUCAGCCAGAUCCGCUCGCACUUUACCCAGCAGGAGCUCAGCGUGCUGCACAUCGAGCGCAACGCCAGCCACUCCAGCUACGGCCCCGCCCUCGCCGGCCCGCCACCCUCUGACGUCCAGGCCGCCGCCUUCUGUGUGGCGCGACUCAACGAGGGGGAAGGACUACAAGAGGGAGGGGCCGCCUUGCUCGUACCGCCCCCCAGAUCCAAGAGAACGACCCAAGAAGAGGCCCCGGGUCCCGUCGCAGGGCCCAAGUCCACCUCCCAGGCCGCCAAGUCCAGACCUCCGCAGGGCGAGUGUGAAAGCAUCACCACGCGGGAACCUGAAGACAAGACCAUGCGCCUGCAGGACACCGGUCAGUACGUGCUGAGCGAGCUGCUGGCGUUGGAGGCGGAGCAAAAGCACAUCGACACCAGGGCGGCGGUGGUGGAGCGCCGCCUGCGGAGCCUCAUGGAGACGGGAAGUGACCGCGACGAGGAGGAGAGGCUGAUUCAGGAGUGGUUCACGCUGGUCAACAAGAAGAACGCUCUGAUACGGCGACAAGACCACCUGGAACUUUUGCAGGAGGAACAGGACCUGGAGAGAAAGUUUGAACUGCUGACUCGGGAGCUGCGAGUCAUGAUGGCGAUUGAAGACUGGCAGAAGUCGCGCGCUCAUCACGAGCGUGAGCAGCUUCUCCUCCAGGAGCUGGUGUCUCUGGUCAACCAGCGCGAUGACGUCAUCAGAAACAUGGACGCCAAGGAGCGAGGGGCGCUGGAGGAGGACGAGCGUCUGGAGCGCGGCCUCGCCAUGAGGAGGAGGAAGUACGACCACAAGGACAAGUGCGUCCUGCAGUGACACGCCCACGUGUUUGGACGUGUUGCCGUGGCGACUGAACUCUUUUUAAGACUACGUGUGUUGGUGUGUAGAUUUCUACUUCAUGCUGUGUACUUUCAUGUAGUAUUUGUAUGAGCUGGACUCAACAUGGCGGCCGCCUGUGUGGGGGGGGAGGGGUGAUGCGGUACGACGGCGUGCUCGUCCACCCGCGCGGCACUUCCAAAACUAGUGACAUCUGUGGUGUUACCAGUGGGACAUUGCUGAUGAUAUCAGUGACAUCCACGAUGACCUCAUUGAUGAUAUCAGCAACAUCCAUGACGUUACCAGUGGAGAUAUCAGUGACAUCUACGAUGACCUCAUUGAUGAUAUCAGUAAGAUUAGUGGCGGUAUCACGACAUCCAUGAUGUUAUCAGCGGCAAUAUGAAUGACGUCAGUAUGACAUCAUUGGUAAUAUCAGUGAUAUUCAUGACACCAGACGUGGCAGUAUCAAUAUAACGUUUGGUGACAAUUUCAGUGACAUCAGUGUGACGUCAAUGGUGACGAUAUCAGUGACAUCUACGAUGACAUCAUUGACGAUAACCAUAAGAUUAGUGGCGACAUCCCGACAUCUAUGAUAUUAUCAGCGGCGAUAUCAAUGAUGUCAGUAUGACAUCAUCAGUGGCGAUAUCGGUGACAUCCAUGACAUCAGUGGCGAUAUCGGUGAUAUCGGCAACAUCAUCAGCGGCAGUAUCAAUGUGACAAUUUCAGUGACGUCAAUGGUGACGUUAUCGGUGACAUCUACGAUGACAUCAUUGACAAUGACAAUGACAGUAAGAUUAGUGGCGAUAUCACGACAUCCAUGAUGUUAUCAGCCAGAAUAUCAAUGACGUCGGUAUGACAUCAGAGGUAAUAUCGAUGACAUCAUCAGUGGUGAUAUCAGUGAGAUCCCCAUCAUCAGCGGCAGUAUCAAUAUAACGUUUGGUGACAAUUUCAGUGACAUCAGUGUGACGUCAAUGGUGACGAUAUCAGUGACAUCUACGAUGACAUCAUUCAAUCAAUCAAUCAAUGUUUACUUAUAUAGCCCUAAAUCACGAGUGUCUCAAAGGGCUGCACAAGCCACAACGACAUCAUCGGCUCAGAUCCCACAUCUGACAUCUACGAUAACCAUAAGACUAGUGCCGAUAUCCCGACAUCCAUGAUGUUAUCAGCGACAAUAUCAAUGACGUCAGUAUGAGAUCAUCGGUGGCGAUAUCGGUGACAUCCAUGACAUCAUCAGUGGCGAUAUCGGUGAUGUCCACAACAUCAUCAGCGGCAGUAUCAAUAUAACGUUUGGUGACAAUUUCAGUGUGACGUCAAUGGUGACGAUAUCAGUGACAUCUACGAUGACAUCAUUGACGAUAACCAUAAGAUUAGUGGCGACAUCCCGACAUCCAUGAUAUUAUCAGCGGCGAUAUCAAUGAUGUCAGUAUGACAUCAUCGGUGGCGAUAUCAGUGACAUCCAUGACAUCAGUGGCGAUAUCGGUGAUAUCCACAACAUCAUCAGCGGCAGUAUCAAUGUGACAAUUUCAGUGACGUCAAUGGUGACGAUAUCGGCGACAUCUACGAUGACAUCAUUGACAAUGACAGUAAGAUUAGUGGCGAUAUCACGACAUCCAUGAUGUUAUCAGCCAGAAUAUCAAUGACGUCGGUAUGACAUCAGUGGUAAUAUCGGUGACAUCCAUGACAUCAUCAUUGGUGAUAUCAGUGAUAUCCCCAUCAUCAGCGGCAGUAUCAAUAUAACGUUUGGUGACAAUUUCAGUGACAUCAGUGUGACGUCAAUGGUGACGAUAUCGGUGACAUCUACGAUGACAUCAUUGACGAUAACCAUAAGAUUAGUGGCGACAUCCCGACAUCCAUGAUAUUAUCAGCGGCGAUAUCAAUGAUGUCAGUAUGACAUCAUCGGUGGCGAUAUCGGUGACAUCCAUGACAUCAGUGGCGAUAUUGGUGAUAUCCACAACAUCAUCAGCGGCAGUAUCAAUGUGACAAUUUCAGUGGCGUCAAUGGUGACGAUAUCGGUGACAUCUACGAUGACAUCAUUGACAAUGACAAUGACAGUAAGAUUAGUGGCGAUAUCACGACAUCCAUGAUGUUAUCAGCCAGAAUAUCAAUGACGUCGGUAUGACAUCAGUGGUAAUAUCGAUGACAUCAUCAGUGGUGAUAUCAGUGAGAUCCCCAUCAUCAGCGGCAGUAUCAAUAUAACGUUUGGUGACAAUUUCAGUGACAUCAGUGUGACGUCAAUGGUGACGAUAUCAGUGACAUCUACGAUGACAUCAUUCAAUCAAUCAAUCAAUGUUUACUUAUAUAGCCCUAAAUCACGAGUGUCUCAAAGGGCUGCACAAGCCACAACGACAUCAUCGGCUCAGAUCCCACAUCUGACAUCUACGAUAACCAUAAGACUAGUGCCGAUAUCCCGACAUCCAUGAUGUUAUCAGCGGCAAUAUCAAUGACAUCAUCGGUGGCGAUAUCGGUGACAUCCAUGACAUCAUCAGUGGUGCUAUCGGUGAUAUCUACAACAUCAUCAGCGGCAGUAUCAAUAUGACAUUUGGUGACAUCCGUGUGACGUAAAUGGUGACGAUAUCGGUGACAUCAUUGACGAUAACACUAAGAUUAGUGGCGAUAUCGCGACAUCCAUGAUAUCAGCGGCAAUAUCAAUGACGUCAGUAUGACAUCAUCAGUGGUAAUAUAUCGGCGAUAUCAGUGAUAUACACAACAUCAGUGGCAGUAUCAAUAUGACAUUUGGUGACAAUUUCAGUGACGUAUUCAUGACAUCGGUGAUGACAUCAUUGGUGGCGAUAUCUGACAUCUACGAUGACCUCAUUGACGGUAUCAGUGACAUCAAUUACGUCAUCAGGCGGAAUAUCAGUGCUGCAUCACUGGUGGCGAUAUCAGUGACAUCCUGGUGCCCUCUGAUAUUAUUGGUGUUGAUAUCAGUGACAUCCUGGUGCCCUCUGAUAUUAUUGGUGUUGAUAUCAGUGACAUCCUGGUGCCCUCUGAUAUUAUUGGUGACGAUAUCAGUGACAUCCUGGUGCCUUCUGAUAUUAUUGGUGACGAUAUCAGUGACAUCCUGGUGCCCUCUGAUAUUAUUGGUGUUGAUAUCAGUGACAUCCUGGUGCCCUCUGAUAUUAUUGGUGACGAUAUCAGUGACAUCCUGGUGCCCUCUGAUAUUAUUGGUGUUGAUAUCAGUGACAUCCUGGUGCCUUCUGAUAUUAUUGGUGACGAUAUCAGUGACAUCCUGGUGCCCUCUGAUAUUAUUGGCAAUAUCAGUGACAUUAUGACAUCACCAGUGAAAAUAUCAGCAUGACAUCAUUGGUGACAUCUGUGAUGACAUCAUUGAUGACAUCAGCGACAUCCAUGUUGUUAUAAGUGGGAAUAUUAAUGACAGUGAUGACGUCAGUGAUAAUAUCUGUGUGACACGGGUGAUGAUAUCAGUGCCAUCUGUGAUAACAUCAUUGAUACCAGUGACAAUAUCGCCGACAUAAUCAGUGACGAUAUCAUCAAAAGUGGCCGUUUUUCAAUGACACCCGUGACGUCAUCAGCGGCCAUAUCAUCGACCUAUGGUACAGGAUGCAAUCGCGUCAGCGGCCAGGGGGCGGGGCCAACUGUUGGACUCCUUCUCCGCGGGGCUGUGCAAAGGAGCGACCGGCAGGUGGCGCCAUCGAACCUAAACAUCUUUUUAUGCUGGGAAAAAGUGGAAGAACGUUUGAGAAAAGAAGAACCUUAUUAAAAAAAAACGGUAUUUAU